AUGUCUUUCCUAACUUCAGCUGUCAUUUUGUGUACUGCGCUUCUUUUAAAUGGGGCUUAUGCGCAAUACGUACAAUUGAGUCAACCUGUGGUACAAUUACCACAAUACAAGUAUGGCUAUGAAUUUGGAGAUGGAUUGGGAAUGAGCCAAUAUCAUCAUGAAUCUGCUGAUGGCGCAGGUUCUGUUAAAGGCAGCUAUGGAUACCAAGACAAUAUCGGAGUCUACAGAAAUGUGGAAUAUACUGCAGAUGCUGAUGGUUUCAAACCCAUUAUUAAGAGCAAUGAGCCUGGAUUGUCCAAUCACAUCGCAGCUGAUGCACCUUACAUUGUCCAGAGUCCACCACCAGCAGCAGUUCUUCAAGGACUGAGACCUGUGCGAAUCAUUCCUUUUGCACACUUGAAAUAA
Argiope bruennichi is the source of this 405-nucleotide messenger RNA. Its product is annotated as cuticle protein 10.9-like. The transcript has a single exon. The coding region runs from base 1 to 405 and encodes 134 amino acids. NCBI's taxonomy places the organism in Eukaryota, Metazoa, Arthropoda, Arachnida, Araneae, Araneidae. The record is from RefSeq and is a predicted model, not a curated record. Gene Ontology annotation, cellular component: chitin-based extracellular matrix. Gene Ontology annotation, molecular function: structural constituent of chitin-based larval cuticle.